This is a messenger RNA of Pistacia vera, 642 nucleotides long. Its product is annotated as secreted RxLR effector protein 161-like. The transcript has 2 exons. The record is from RefSeq and is a predicted model, not a curated record. The coding region runs from base 1 to 642 and encodes 213 amino acids. Lineage: Eukaryota; Viridiplantae; Streptophyta; Magnoliopsida; Sapindales; Anacardiaceae.
AUGAUUGAAGAUUUUAAGAAGUCUAUGAUGCAUGAGUUUGAAAUGACAGAUCUUGGCUUAAUGUCAUAUAUAAUUGGUAUAGAAGUUAUUCAAAAGGAAGAUGGGAUUUUCAUUUGUCAAAAAAGGCAAAUUGCUGGAAGUUUAAGAUAUUUGACAUGUUCAAAGCUUGACAUAUCUUAUGGAGUUGGUUUAAUUAGCAAAUUUCUUGAAUUUCCUCGCCAAUCUCAUAUGAAAGUUGCCAAGAGAAUUAUGCGAUACAUAAAGGGCACUUUUGAUCAUGGUUUGUCCUACUCUUCAUCUAACAAUUGUGUUCUUGUCGACUAUUCAGAUGGUGAUUGUGGUGGAGACAUAGAUGAUUGUAGAAGCACAUCUGGUUAUUGUUUCAAAUAUGGAAGUACUGCUUGUUCAUGGCCCUCUAAGAAACAAUCAAUUGUUGCUCUUUCAACUUGUGAAGCUGAGUAUGUUGUUAUAGCUUCAAGUGCAUGUCAAGUAGUUUGGUUACGCAAUUUGUUGAGUCAAAUUCAUUGUUCAAUUGAAGGACCUAUGAAGAUCUUUGUUGAUAAUACCUCUACAAUCCGUUUGGCAAAAAAUUUAGUUACACAUGGAAGAAGCAAGCACAUCAGCACUCGUUUCAUUUCUUGA